AUGGACACAUUAACACAACUACCUCCAACUUCUAAUCAUAAUAAUGAAGAUGGUUUAGUAUUAGGAUCUCCUAUUCAUCAUGUACACAACAACAAUAACAACAAUACAUCCUUUGAAGAGAAACAACAACAACAAGAAGAAGAAGAUGAUGAUCACAAUUAUCCAUCACCAAAAAUUGAUUCUUAUUUCAAAGAUACUUCAUCACUUAAUGAAAAGUCAUCGGUACAUUCAACUGAUGAAUCUGAAGUACAAGAUGAAACUCUACUAGAAGAUCAAAUAGAACAACAACAACAACAACAACAAGAACAAGAGCAACAGCAACCAGAACAAGAACAAGAACACGAACAAGAACAGCAAGAAAUUAAAGACAGCCAUAACGACAGCCAACAUCACGAUGAAUCACAAGAAGAUCAAGAAGAUGAAGAGCAAGAACAACAUCAAGAGCAGGAAGUUGAAGAAGAGCAACAAGAGCAUGAACAAUCACAAGAUGAUCAAGCUUUUGAAGAAGUAAAUACAAGUGAAUCUGAUUCAGCACGAGAUAGUCAAAACAAACCUACAAGACUGCCAGGUAAUUUCAAUGUCACUGGUUUGAAACAAGAUGGUGAUGAGCAAGAUCAAUACAAUGAAUUAAAGAAUACUUUAAAUAAGACUGAAAGUUCAGAGUUUGCAUCACCAUCAUCAGCUAAUGGAUUUCAUUCUAAUCUGGAUUUAGUUGUUGAUCAAUCAGAUUCAAUUUUACAACAAUUAAGAGGUAAAGGACAAUCAGAAGAAUCUUUCAAGAAGAAAUCAAUAUUUCCUGCUUUACAUUCAAGAAUGAAUGAUCCAGAAUUACCAAAAAGACAUUUUGAAAAAGAACUUGAAUUAGAACAACAACGAUCAGAUAUUGGUAGUCCUGCUCUUUCAGAUUCUUCAGCAUUUCAAUUCAUAGAUACAAGAGAUGAAGUUAGUACUGCUAUUGCUGCUACUGCUGCUUCCAAUAGUCAAUCAAACAAUACCCAAGAAAAUGGAGUUUCAUCAUCUAACCUUGUCAAAUUUCGUUUACCUUUUGCUUGUUGA
This is a messenger RNA of Hemisphaericaspora subhashii, 1056 nucleotides long. RefSeq lists its product as uncharacterized. The record is from RefSeq and is a predicted model, not a curated record. Lineage: Eukaryota; Fungi; Ascomycota; Pichiomycetes; Serinales; Debaryomycetaceae. Bases 1 to 1056 code for a protein of 351 amino acids. The transcript has a single exon.